Messenger RNA from Lachancea meyersii CBS 8951, 1029 nucleotides. NCBI's taxonomy places the organism in Eukaryota, Fungi, Ascomycota, Saccharomycetes, Saccharomycetales, Saccharomycetaceae. The record is from the annotation of a GenBank genome assembly.
AUGUCUACUGACAAGAUCACCUUUCUUUUGAACUGGCAACCAGCUCCAUACCACAUCCCCAUCUUUUUGGCCAACCAAAAGGGUUUCUUCAAGGAGCAAGGCCUUGACGUGGCGCUUUUGGAGCCCACCAACCCAUCGGACGUGACCGAGCUAAUCGGCUCUGGUAAGGUCGACAUGGGCUUGAAAGCCAUGAUUCACACCUUGGCUGCCAAGGCUAGAGGCUUCCCCGUGACAUCUGUCGGCUCUUUGUUGGACGAGCCCUUCACCGGUUUGCUUUACCUGAACGGUCGCGGCAUCACCGACGACUUCCAGUCCCUCAAGGGCAAGAAGAUCGGAUACGUCGGUGAGUUCGGCAAGAUCCAAUUGGAUGAGUUGACCAAGCACUACGGUAUGAGUCCUUCCGACUACACUGCCGUCAGAUGCGGUAUGAACGUUGCCAAGUACAUCAUCGAGGGCAAGAUCGACGCUGGUAUUGGUAUCGAGUGCAUGCAGCAAGUCCAAUUGGAAGAGUACUUGAAGCAACAAGGUAAGCCAGUCACCGACGCCAAAAUGUUGAGAAUCGACAAGUUGGCUUGUCUAGGCUGCUGCUGCUUCUGCACCAUCUUGUACAUCUGCAACGACGAAUUCUUGGCAGCUAACCCAGAGAAGGUGAAGAAGUUCAUGAAGGCUCUCAAGAAGGCCACCGACUACGUCUUGGCCAGCCCAAUUGACGCGUGGAAGGAGUACAUCGACUUCAAACCUGAGCUUGACACCGACAUGACUUUCAAGCAAUACCAAAGAUGCUACGCUUACUUCUCUUCCUCUUUGUUCAACGUCCACCGUGACUGGAACAAGGUCACCGGCUAUGGUAAGAGAUUGGAAAUCUUGCCUCCAGACUACAAGGCCAACUACAGCAACGAGUACUUGUCCUGGGAAGAGCCAAACGAGGCCGAGGAUCCUUUGGAAGCCCAAAGAUUGAUGGCCAUCCACCAAGAAAACUGCAGAGACAACGGUGGUUUCAAGAGAUUGCAUGUUACUCUUAAGGCUUAA